Molecule: messenger RNA, 1581 nt
Organism: Camellia sinensis
Lineage: Eukaryota; Viridiplantae; Streptophyta; Magnoliopsida; Ericales; Theaceae
Source: RefSeq, a predicted model, not a curated record
AUGCAACUCAAUGGUGAUGAAAUUUUAGGUGGUAUUGAUGCCUUGGUGGAAGAUCGAAUAAGAGGGGAAUCGACUGAUACAACCCAAGGGGAGGAAGUGAGAACUUUUGAUCAAUUGUUGACCGAUGCCAAGCGUGAGUUGUUCCCAAAUUAUACUUUGUUGAAGUUUGUGAUUGAGGUGUUUAAUAUGAAGGUAACAAAUCAUUGGAGCAAUAAGUCAGUUGAUAUGAUGCUAGAGUUUUUAAGUAGACUUUUACCGAAAGAAAAUUUGGUUCCAAAGUCAACUUAUGAAGCUAAGAAAAUACUACGUGACUUGGGCUUGUCAUAUGAUCUCAUUCAUGCUUGCAUAAAUGAUUGUGUAUUAUUUUGGAAGGAGAAUGCAACACUAGAUAAAUGUCCGACUUGUAAGACAUCUAGAUACAAGAUUAAUUGUGGAAGGGGUAAGAAGAUCCCUCAUAAAGUAUUGCGAUACUUUCCUUUGACACCAAGGUUGAAAAGAUUAUACAUGUCAAGGAAGAGGGCUGAGAUGGAUCCAUUUUCUUUGAUGUCAUUACUUAUUCCUGGAGAAUCACAACUAGGGAUUGAUAUUGACGUCUACAUGCGACCAUUGGUGGAUGAGUUGAAUGAUUUAUGGACAAAUGGUCAUUAUUCUUGUUACACUUGCAAUGAUAAACCGUAUUUUGAAUCUCUGAGAAGUAAGACGGGGUACACUAACCAUCGAUGUUACUUGCCUGAGGACCGCCCAGAAAGGCGAAAGAGUAGGGCUUACAAUGGUAAGAUUGAGAAACGGAAGAGAUCUUUAGAGUUGCCAGUGGAAAAGAUACAAGACCAGUUGGACAACGUGAAAGGUGUCAUAUAUGGAAAGCAUCCAAGUAAUAGAAAAAGGCCCCGUCAAGCACCUAAUUGGACAAAGGUAAGCAUCUUGUAUGAGUUACCCUAUUGGAAGAAGCAAAAACUUCAACACAACAUUGAUGUCAUGCAUGUGGAGAAAAAUUUUAGUGAAAAUGUUUCCGGAAGCAUUGAUGGAAAGAACAAGGACACAGACAAGGCACGGUUAGACUUGGAAGAUAUGGGUAUAAGGAAAGAGCUAUGGCUAACACAACGACCUGAUGGAUCAUAUGUCAAGCCUCGAGCAAUCUUUUCAUUAACACCUGCAGACAGGGAGGGUUUCUUUGAAUUUUUAAAAACUGUCAAGUAUCCAGAUGGGUAUGCGGCAAACAUAUCCAAAUCAGUGAAUGCAAGAAAUGGUACACUAACAGGCAUAAAAAGCCACGAUUGCCAUGUACUGAUACAAAGAAUUCUUCCCAUUGGAAUACGUGGUUACGUGGAUAGGGAAAUUAGCACAACACUUGUUGAGUUAGGCAAUUUCUUCCAAGACCUAUGCUCUAGGACACUAAGGCGGAGCGAACUGGAGAAAUUAGAGAAACGUAUAAUACACAUUUUAUGCAAGCUUGAAAAGAUCUUUCCUCCAGCCUUCUUCGAUGUGAUGAUCCACUUGGCUGUUCAUUUGCCUCGUGAGGCUAUUCUUGGAGGACCCGUACAAUAUCGAUGGAUGUACCCAAUUGAAAGGGCAUGUGGGUAA